Acipenser ruthenus (sterlet) is the source of this 1355-nucleotide messenger RNA. Its product is annotated as zona pellucida sperm-binding protein 3-like. Gene Ontology annotation, molecular function: acrosin binding. The coding region runs from base 528 to 1355 and encodes 275 amino acids. Gene Ontology annotation, biological process: egg coat formation; binding of sperm to zona pellucida; positive regulation of acrosome reaction. Gene Ontology annotation, cellular component: extracellular matrix. The transcript is spliced from 8 exons. The record is from RefSeq and is a predicted model, not a curated record. Lineage: Eukaryota; Metazoa; Chordata; Actinopteri; Acipenseriformes; Acipenseridae.
AUCGGUAUGCAGCUGCAGUGUUUGAUUCUGAAUUGAAGAGUUGACAAUGGGGACGCGCAGUGUUCAGACAGCGCUUUCGCUCGCUUUGAUUUUACUUGUGCAGCUCCACGGCGGUUUCGGAUGGAGCUGGUCGGAUCAGCCGGUUUAUAACCCAGUGCUGUUUACCGCGCCGAGAGCGGUAUUUCAGGCGAAGCCCACCCCUCUCUCCGUGCAGAGAGCUGACCUGUCGCUGUUGAAUCCGGUCACUCUGGACUGCAGGAAAGACGCCAUGGUCGUGACUGUGAACCGGGACUUGUUUGGGAUCGGCUACCUGGUGAACAGCGCCGACUUGAGCGUCGAGUCCGCGGGCUGCUCGGCUGCCUUCUCAGACAGCGUCGCUAACACGGUUUUGUUCAGCAUCCAGCUCCAGGACUGCGGCAGUACUUUCCAGGAGGUGGAAUGUCAGCAGCAGCCCCAUAAAACCAACCUGGGUGCCCUUCACUUCAACAGCCUCUACAGAGCAAAUCCUGGACUUCUCCUUGCUGCUCAUGAAUGAUAACUGGAGUGGUCCCAUAGUCUCCAAUGUCAUCUACCUGGGUGACCUCCUUCACGUCGAGGCUUCUGUUGCCGUCGACAACCACAUGCCGCUGCGGCUCUACGUCGACAGCUGCAUCGCAACCAUGAGCAACAACAAGGACUCUGAGCCCAGAUACGCCGUCGUGGACAAGCUUGGCUGCCUGAUGGAUAGCAAGUUUCCAGACUCCUCUUCAUUCACUAGACCUGCUCUGAACAAGCUACGCUUUGACAUCACUGCUUUCAAGUUCCAAGGGGAUUCCAGGAGCAUGAUCUACAUGACUUGCACACUGAGGGCAGUCAAUGCUGACAAACCAGCUGAUGCCUCCAACAAGGCCUGCUCCUACCAGAAGCAAACCUACAGGUGGGUCUCUGAGGACAGCUCCUCUGCAGUGUGUGGGUGUUGUGACGCUGGCUCCUGCUCUGGGACACCCCGGUUCCUCACAGGCCCUCUUCCUCCCAGGCAGGGAAGGAGCUACAGGAUUCCUGCCGAGAUCAACCAGCCCAACUGGAGCGGAAAAUGGCUUCAGAAAAGAGCGGCUCCUCUUGAUCCAGCUGGCCAGGACCCCCGAGUGCAUGUAAAGGAGAUCACCAUCGGCCCCCUGACCGUAGUUCAUGUAGUCAGAGACCAUGCUGUCAUGCUCAGUAAGGAGUCCCUGUACCACCCCCUGCAGCUUGUGGAAGAAAUGCAGGACUCGGGCUCCUCUGUCCCUGCUCUGGCUCUCUCCUGUGCUGUCCUGUUGGCUGUGUUCCUGAAGAGGCGCUCCCAGUCUAGUGACAAACUGCUCGCUGUGUCUUCAUGA